This is a messenger RNA of Knipowitschia caucasica, 282 nucleotides long. The record is from the annotation of a GenBank genome assembly. Lineage: Eukaryota; Metazoa; Chordata; Actinopteri; Gobiiformes; Gobiidae.
AUGUUUGAUGUGUCGGACGGGCUGCUGGAGGUAGUGGGUCCGGAGGGGGCCAUGGAGAUGGGUCAAAUCUACACCGGGCUGAAGAGUGCUGGGAGACGCCUGGCCCGGUGCUCCUCCGUCACCAUCAGAACUAGCAAAUCUCUUCCAAUGCAGAUCGACGGAGAGCCCUGGAUGCAGACGCCUUGCACCAUCGAGAUUGUUCACAAGAGCCAGGCACCGAUGCUGAUGGGACCCGCUCACAUCCACAGCUUCUUCUCCUCCAUCCUGCAUCAGCUGCAGUGA